Molecule: messenger RNA, 948 nt
Organism: Colletotrichum scovillei
Lineage: Eukaryota; Fungi; Ascomycota; Sordariomycetes; Glomerellales; Glomerellaceae
Exons: 2
Coding region: 1-948 (315 amino acids)
Source: RefSeq, a predicted model, not a curated record
AUGGUGGAGUUUGUGUUCUCCUUGGCAUACGAAACCCUGAGGGUGCCCAUUUCUGGCCACACUCCGCAAGUCGUGAAGAUGUCACCAGCUGCGAAGGCCGCCCAGAAGCCGGCACCCAGCCCGAACAAUCGCCAAACAAGGUCCAUGAUCAACCCAGUCGAGGAUUUGGAGUACUUCAUCCGCUUGAGAUUUGAGUGGUUGAUGCAGCCAAAGAACACGGAUCAGAACACAGCCAUCGACAAUAAGAAGAUCAAGGACUUGCUCGACGCGAAUCCUAAUGAAGGCCCAUUGAUGGCAUUCAGUGUCCAUAAAGGACGCGCACUCGUUACCGGCGAUGUCUUCGAGAUGGUCUCGGACAACAAGAACGAUCUGCCUCGAUAUGAAGUGUUGAAGCUGUUGGUGCUUCUUGGGCGGAUCCGGAGCAUUGCCGGUGCAGCGGGCCCAAGGGCUGACUCGCCGUCUUCCUCUACAAAUACCAGUGAGGAUGGAAUCGCGAAUGUAGAGAUUGGAAUGAGAGACAUCAACAUCCAGUCCGAUAAAGGGAAAACGCUGGAGAAUGUGCCUGGUGAAGAGGCUGAGAAUGGUGCGAACAAUGGAGAACGACAGCGGUUCUGGAAACGCUGGGUACCCAAUCGGAAGCGAUCUCCUUCGAACUCUCGUGUCUCGCAGCAUACGCCUGCAGCUAGUCCGAAGCAGGGAACCCUUCGGCGGAGAAUGAGCGAGAUUAGCUUGAAGUCACGCGAGCUGCUGGAGAGAUUUGGCCGUGGAAAUGAUGAUGGACAGCAAGCCAGUCGCAAUGAAGCGAUUCGCGAGAUGGCUUCAGGAGCCGUGGAAACUAUCCCGACCAUCGGAGAGAUUUCGCUGGUUGACACCAGCUUGGAGUGGCCAAGCCAAUAUCGCGGAUCUACCCCCGAUCCGGGCUGGCCUACGCCGGGCAUCCCCGUGUAG